GCCCUUUUCUGGCAGCUGCCGGCACGGCCGAUCCUCUAACGCUCCCUUCUUAGCCUGCCUGACGCGGCUGCCUCUGCUCGGCUUCUUCCGCCGUUUCCUUUUGGCGUUCCUGCUGCUUUGCUGGGGACGUCCAGAGAGCUCGGGGGUCAUUGCGGACACCGCUAUCCAUUGGAAUGAAACCUUGGAAAAAACAGAAACCAUACUGGCAAAUGAGGACACUGCAUUUCAACAGAUUAACAAUAGUAGUAGCAAAAAUAACAAUUACAGCAGUGCAUUCCAAAAAGAAAUCACAUUGCCUUCAAGACUUAUUUAUUAUUUGAACAAAGACUCUGAAAGUCCCUAUCAUAUUUUGGAUACUAGGACAAGAUACCAGCAAAAACACAGUAAGGCUGUGCAUCUAGCUCAGGCAAGUUUCCAGAUUGAAGCUUUUGGUUCUGCAUUUAUUCUUGACCUCUCCCUGAACAAUGACUUAUUAUCUGCUGAUUAUGUGGAAAUUCAUUAUGAAGAUGACAAACCACAAUAUUCAAAGGGAGGGGAACACUGCUAUUAUCAUGGAAGCAUCAGAGGCAUCCCAAAAUCCAAAGCUGCUGUUUCUACUUGUAAUGGACUUCAUGGCAUGUUUGAAGACAAUACUUAUGUCUACCUGAUGGAACCUUUGGAGUUAACUCACAGCAUGAGCAAUGCAGGUAGACCACAUGUCAUUCGGAGAACAUUUGGAUCAAAUGCCUUCAGUCAGUUGGAAGAUCUUGAUACUGAUUCCACAUCGGAUUGGUCCUUCCUGACUGAAUUGCAGUGGCUAAGAAGGAAAAGAAGGGCUGCAGCGCGUGGCGUCUUUGAAGAAAUGAAAUACCUAGAGCUCAUGAUUGUUAAUGACUAUAAAAUGUUCAAAAAACAUCGGUCAUCCCAUAGUAAUACGAAUAACUUUGCGAAAUCGGUGGUAAAUCUCGUGGAUGCUAUAUACAAGGAGCAACUAAACACCAGAGUUGUUCUAGUUGCUGUUGAAACCUGGUCAGACAGAGAUCGUAUUCAUGUCCAUGCAGACCCAAGGCAGAUGCUUCAUGAUUUUUCCCGAUAUCGACAGAACUUCAUCAAGCAACGUGCUGAUGCUGUACAUCUCCUCUCGAAUGUGACAUUUCAUUAUAAAAGAAGUAGCCUAAGCUAUUUUGGAGGAAUUUGUUCGGUGGCUAGAGGUGUUGGAGUAAAUGAGUAUGGGCUUUCCUGGGCAAUAGCACAAGAAUUGUCCCAAAGCUUGGCUCAGAAUCUAGGAAUACAGUGGGAACCAGCAUCCAGAAAACCAAAAGGGUGCGAUUGUACAGAAUCCUGGGGUGGAUGCAUCAUGGAGGAAACAGGUGUCUAUCACCCCAGAAAAUUCUCAAAAUGCAGCAUUGCUGAAUACAGAGAUUUUUUACUCCGUGGAGGAGGUUUUUGUCUUUUCAACAGGCCUACAAAGUUGUUUGAUGCCACUGAAUGUGGAAAUGGGUAUGUGGAACCAGGCGAAGACUGUGACUGUGGUAUCCAAACGGACUGCCAUGCAGAAUGCUGUAAAAAGUGUUCCCUUUCUAAUGGAGCUCAUUGCAGUGAUGGUCCAUGUUGUAAUGACACCUGCCUUUUUUUUCCACGAGGCUUUGAGUGUCGCUAUGAAGUGAAUGAAUGUGAUAUUACUGAAAUCUGUACUGGUGACUCCGGCCAGUGCCCACCCAAUCUUCAUAAGCAAGAUGGAUUUGCUUGCGAUUCAAAUCAGGGACGUUGCUAUAGUGGGGAGUGUAAGACAAGAGAUAAUCAAUGCAAAUACAUCUGGGGCAAUAAGGCUUCAGGGUCUCACAAACACUGUUACGAGAAGCUUAACACAGAAGGUACACAGAAAGGAAACUGUGGAAAAGAUGGAGACAAAUGGAUUCCUUGCCACAAACAUGACGUGUUCUGUGGAUUAUUGCUUUGUGCAAAUCUUGAUGGGGUUCCACGAAUUGGUCACCUUCAGGGAGAAAUUAUUCCAACUUCUUUUUUCCACCAAGGUGUUGUAGUAAACUGCAGUUGUGCACAUGUACUUUUAGAUGAUGAAACAGAUUUAGGAUAUGUAGAAGAUGGAACUCCCUGUGGUCCUAAUAUGAUGUGUAUGGACCGAAGAUGCCUCUCUAUUCAGUCCUUGAACAUAAGCAGCUGUCCUAUGGAUGCUAAUGGAAAAGUUUGUUCGGGACAUGGGGUAUGCAGUAAUGAAGCCACUUGCAUUUGUAGCACUACUUGGGCGGGUACAGAUUGUAGCAUGUUUGAUCCUAGAAGGAAAGAUGACUCAGAGAAACCAAGUGGACCAAAGGGUCCUAGCGCCACCAAUCUUAUAAUAGGUUCCAUCGCUGGUGCCAUCCUGGUAGCAGCUAUUGUCCUUGGGGGGACAGGAUGGGGCUUUAAAAAUGUAAAAAAGAGAAGAUACGAUCCAAGUCAACAAGGCAUCUAAGAAAUUCCCUGGAAGAAUGUGGCUGUGCUUGAAUGUGGACUCUGGCUAUGGAGGCUCUUUGAAGCAGCUGGCUCUUCCUGCGACAGAAGCAUACCAGCCAUUGUCUACCAGUGGCAAGCGGAGGCAUUUGUGAAAGGGCUAAAGGAAAACUGUCCUUUACGGGAGAUUUAAAUUCAAGGACUUCCUCCACUCAUUUCUCUCUUUUUUUGGGGAUGUUAGGGACAAAACAAACUUUGGGAAGGAACUAUUUCGCCUAUUUUUUGUUCUAAACAAAAAUGGAACAAACAAACCAAGCGCAAUAAGUAAACACUUUCAAACUAUUUAAAUAGGUAAAGAAUUUCUUAAUAAUUUGAUUUCGCAUGAUGUUUUAAUAUUAAUGGCAGACUCCAGUGGCAUGAUAAUUUCUGAAAUGGUGAACUGCAUGGCAUAAACACAGCAAACGAGCUAGCAAGAGGGUCCCAAAUAAAAUCUAUUUACCAAGAACAUGAUGGAACAAAACACAGAAGAGCUGAUUCUAGGUUUUACCUAUGAAACAGGAUAAUUCCUUAAUUCUACCUAAUAUAGGUAUUCUUUAUUUUGUUUAUUUAUUGCUUUGGGGCAAACCUCUUUGAGGAAUGGCAAAUCAUACCACAAUGAAAUAUAUUUUUUAAAAAGGCUUAGGGGGAAGUCUUAUCAAACUCCAUUAUUACACAUUUUUUAAAUGUUUCAUUCCAUAGUAAUCUUAAGCUGUACACAUUCUUAAAAUGUUGCUCCUAUUUAAUUUUGGGGUAGCACUUUAUAUUUUAGAGGUUGGGGCAUAGUGCAGGGAAAUUCCACAAAUAAGAGGUAUGCUUUUUAAAUAUGUAUGCUUGAAA
Messenger RNA from Pseudonaja textilis, 3303 nucleotides. It is a transcript of the gene ADAM23, whose product is annotated as ADAM metallopeptidase domain 23. The record is from RefSeq and is a predicted model, not a curated record. Gene Ontology annotation, biological process: proteolysis. Gene Ontology annotation, molecular function: metalloendopeptidase activity. Lineage: Eukaryota; Metazoa; Chordata; Lepidosauria; Squamata; Elapidae. Gene Ontology annotation, cellular component: presynaptic membrane.